This is a messenger RNA of Saccostrea cuccullata (small rock oyster), 8353 nucleotides long. Its product is annotated as centriolin-like. Gene Ontology annotation, molecular function: protein binding. Bases 246 to 8015 code for a protein of 2589 amino acids. Gene Ontology annotation, cellular component: type III intermediate filament. The record is from RefSeq and is a predicted model, not a curated record. Lineage: Eukaryota; Metazoa; Mollusca; Bivalvia; Ostreida; Ostreidae. The transcript has 54 exons.
ACAGAUAACUCGUAAAUAUCAGGGAGCAGGCUGGAGUCUUGCCAAUGAUUCUCACCAAAGGACUAAUGCUGUCCAUAUAUAUUUUUAAAGAAUACCAUUCUUUCAGGCAGGGAUUAUUUUUUCUGAUCUGCUAUUACAUAUCAAGAAGUUCAUGUUUUAUGUUAAAGUUUGUUUUUAUGUGUGCACAGUAUGGAAGUUUAAUUGAGCAGUUUAUACCGCCAAUUGAAAUGCAAGAGUAGUCCAAAAUGAGGAGGGGAAUUACCAGGGGAGGACACUCAAACCUCCCUGUCCCCAAGGCCUCCAGAGGAUCCCCGGGAAAUUCCAAGUCCUUAGGAAGGGGAGGAAACUUUGCCCACUCUGCAGAAGAUAUCCCCCAGAGAGUUCAGAGUUCAUAUGGAACCCCCUCUCCUCAUAGACGGGCUGUGUCCCCCGGUGACCAGAGGAGGGGAUUGAGUGUCCAUGGGGAUCAAGGGGGACAGGCUGGUGUGAGGUAUAUUACAGAAGACCUCAUCAAGAAAAUUGCUAAAGAGGAUGCCUUGGAAAUGAUCACAAAUCUUAACUUGACUCUGGCAAAGGAGGGGGGUAAAAAGAUUAAGUACAUUGAAAACUUGGAUAAGCUGAAGAAGUUACAACAAUUAAACCUGAGCAACAACAUGAUCGAGAAAAUUGAGAGGUUGGAGAAAUGUCUGAAGCUUCGUGAACUGAACUUGUCCUAUAAUCUGAUCCAUAAGAUUGAGGGGCUGGAAAAUCUGAUGUACCUGCAGGUGAUUAAUCUGACUGGUAACAGGAUCGAACACAUACCCAUCUGGCUGGCCAAGCGGUUGAGGGCCUUAAGGACUCUACAUCUGGGAAAAAAUAACCUGCAAUCACUAAGUGAGCUAGCUAAGUUGAAGCCCCUCCCGGAUCUGACCCAGUUAACAGUGGCGGAGAACCCGGUGGCCCAGUUACCCCACUACAGGCAGUAUCUCGUGUUUCACCUGCGGACCCUCGAAGUCCUGGACAGUCAGCCCGUCACAGAGAGGGACAGACAGAUGGCCCGGGACAGGUUCGAACAGGAUGAGCUGGAGCGAUUGGAGAGGCAAGUUGAGGAGGAUGACUCGAGGCUGAGGAAGCUUGAGGAAGAGAAGAAUCUCUCAGCUCACGAAUCCUCAUUGCUGAAAAAUCAGCAGGAAGAGUACAUGAGGCAGCAGAGGAUGUCCAUGGACAGAAUCAAGGACAUGGAAAGGGAGCUCGCAGCUAAAGAUGACCUGCUGAAAAAGAAAACUGGCGAGUUAAACAAAGCUUGUGAAAAACAUUAUCAGCUGGAACAGGAAUUAGCUUUCUAUAAAAUCGACUCAAAGUUUGACAGUCUUGGCAAAAGUCCCUCCAGUUAUCAAACAGAUGGGGAUGACAGCGGAGGCCUAGGUGAGAGUCCAUACAUAGGAAGGGCGCGAUACAAAGCUAAUCAGUACGCGAGGGAGUCCGAUCUCUCGGGGUCCCCCCAACAACACACCAGUGUCCACAGUCUGCCCAGCCCACAGCGAGCCGAGGUCAUGGAGAGGUUACACAAUCAGCUGGACAGUGAGCUCGCUCAGAAGCAAGAGCGAGUCCAGAAAACUAAUAGCCGAGUUAAAGAAACGGAGGACAGACUGAAAAGGUUACAAGAUGACCUUAUGGGGACGGAAAGAAAACUACUGCAGGCCACAAAAGACCUCAAACGUAUGGGAGACAUCCCAGAUAAAGACGAUAUUAAGGUCCAGAUACGCCAGAGAAUGGCCAAGAAAAUGCAGCUAGUAAAUGAACUGAGAGACAGUGCUACACAGAUAGAGGAAGAGAUGGAUAAAACCAAGAAUUCCAUGCAUCAGAACAAAAUGGAGGUUGCCCGACUCAAAGGACAGCUAGAGAGACUGGACACAAAGGAUCCAAAAUAUAGGAAGCUGUAUGCUGAAAUGGUAGAUAAGGAACAACAGAUUAGUGAGAGUAACCAGAUGUAUGGGCAGCUCAACCAACAACUGGAGGUCAUGUUAGAUACCAUCGCCAGGGAAACGGAAGACAUCAAAAAGCUAGAAGUCCAACUCAACGAUGAUCGUAUUGAAAGUAACGAGUCUAUUCGUAAUGAGCUGGACGAGAUAGUUGGAGGAUUACAGGGAUACUUAUCUCACGUGAAGACAAAGGGCCAGAAAGCUCAGCGAGAUUACGAGACGCUGCUCAGCGAGAAGAUGCAGCUUGAUGAUCAGUGUCGUAAACUGGAGCAGGAGCUCAGUGUCCUGGACAGUGAAGCUAGCAAAGUGCCCACACUUGAGCAGAGACUGAUGGAGUUGGAGGACUCGCUGGCCAAACACCAGGACAUGAAUCGGACGCUGGAGGACCAGAUCCACAGAAAUCGCUCCAAGGACGCCGAGUAUCAGGACAGGAUGGAGUCCACAGCUCACGAACUCCAGGAAAUGAAGCGAGCCAUGAAAGACGCCGAAAGGAAAGUCAAUAAUGAUAGACAACAAUUUGAGAGACAAAUACAGACUGAGCGAGAACGAGCUGAGCGAGCAAUGAAGGAAGCUCGAGAAAAACAGCAUCUGGAGGACGAGAUUAGGAAACUACAGGGUCAAUAUAACAAUACUAUGGCUCAAUUAGGUGACAGAGAGAGAAAAUUAAAUGAUUCCAUUCCUCAACCAGAAUUGAAGAAGCGGUUAAAGGACCUCACACAAACCAUCAAAGCUGGCAGGAGCCCUAUCAGUCCACAGAGUGAUAGGGAUGUGCUGGGAAAAACCUUCAAGGAGCUUCAGCAGUUUAUCCAGGAUAAUGCCAACAAGAGUCUUCAUGAAGUUGAACAAAUGAAGAAAACCACCAACCAGCCUCUUGAAUCUGGCAAUGUACAUGCUGAUGCGGAAAUUCAGACUCUGAGAGAAAAUCUGAAAAAGGCAGAAAACAAGCUACAAAGACGAUCAGAGAAGGACCAGAGUAGAGACGAAAAGCUGGAUGCUGAGAAAAGAGCAAACAGGGAAUUGCAGAAUGAAAUACAGAGACUAAAAGCGGCAUAUAAAGAUCUGGAGAAUAAGUCUGCUCAGGGUCGACCAAUCAUGAAGAUCGUGUACAGACCAGAAUCUGAGACAGACUCACUGAAUUCUGAGGAGAAAGCUCUGUAUGAUGAACUCCAGAGGGAGCUGUUAGAACUACGACGUAACAUGAGAGUCAAAGAGAACGAAAACGCAAAGCAUCUGGCCAAUGUUGAAAAUGAGGCUGCCAUGUUGGAACAGAUGGUGAGAGAGCAGGAAGAGGAACUAGCCAAGACACGAGAGGAAAACGAACUUGAGAAGGAAAAGUAUGAGGCUCGAAUGCAGGUCAUUGCUCAGGAUCUGGAGCAGGCACAGGUGACGGCAGACCAGCUGAAGCACAUGUUGGACGAACGUGAUGCCAUCCUUCACGGAGAAAUGCAGAACAAGAACAUGAACAACCAGAUGAUCACUGAUUUAAAUUCAAAAGCAGGUGCCCAGGAAGCAGAGUUGACCAAGCUGUACGACAUUUUGGAGACUCAGCGACAGGAAAUGGAGCAUCUGAACCACCUACUGGACACAAUGGCUGCCGGAGGAAGUGCUGCUGCUGGUCCUGCUUUUGAUGAUGAGUUGUGGAAAUUAAGACAGGAGGUCAACCGCUUAAAAGAGACUCUAGCCAUGCAGUCUGCAUACAUUCAAUCCAUGCCUAAUCCCCAGGGUACAGUUGGCACUCAAGCUAGCACUGGGGUGGGCCCAACUCAGGGAAUGCCAUAUCAUGGUCAAGCUUCUGGACCCUCACCUUACAGACCAGUAUUAACACAGCAGCUCGGGGCUCCCAUUGGGGUCAUGCCUGGGGCACCAAUGGGAUCUGUGCUUGGAGCAAGAGGAACAAUGGGCCCUCAGUAUACAGCUCAGGGUGGUGUUCCGUUUAGUAGCUAUCAGCCAGGGAUAGGGGCAGAGAGAGGGGAAGCAAGAGAACCAUCCGGAGGAAGACCUGCAGGAAGGUCAAGGUCAAGUGAAGGUAGACUAACACAAGGACAGAGACAUUCCAGCAGAGGUGGAGGUCGUGAUUCAGACAGGGAAAGUGUCAGAAGUCACAGGAGUGGAAGAUCUGGACCUAGCCGGACAGGACGAGAAAGAACCAGGUCUUCCCGCUCUAAAACAGCAUUCGAGCCAGUGCAUAAGCCACAAGCUUACAAGCCAGUCCAGACUACAGGAGUCUAUCCAUCAGGUGUGGUUAACGCUAGUCAGGGUCCCCAACCACAGCCCUCUCACAACAUUCCAGGAUAUCAGCCAGCCACAGGGUCUUUCCAUGGUAGUCUCUUCCCACAGGGUGUUGCUCAAACUAGAGGGGCUGGUCAGACCCCAGGAAUUGCAGGCACACAAACACCAGGCUAUGGCAGUACCCAGACCCCUGGAUAUGGUGCCACACAGGCCUAUGGAUAUGGUACAAACCCAGGUGUGGCUGCUGGUGCCACUCAGACCCCAGGCACCCAGGGUACACAGACUGCUUACCCUGUUGGACAGAUAAAUUACGUACCUGUGGCAGCCAAUCCUAUUCAGUCCACAGGAUCUGGUAGGAUGUUCCUUCCUGCUUACUCCACAUCUCCUGAACGACCUGCGGGUAGGAUCUACUACCCUCCUGGUGGUGCCCCACCACCCCCACCCCCACCUUCUUCAGGAGCCACCCAGUAUGGUCCCUCAUCUCCCGGUCCCCGGGUCACAUUUCUGCCUUUAGCUCCAGUGGCCGCUGGAACACCGGUGAAGGGCCGCGCACCAGAUGGUUCCAUGACUGUCCCACCUAGCCCCAUAGUGGCAGGGUCAGUUAGCAUGGAUGGGGGCCAGCCACGGGGAAUCCUGAAAAACGCGGAUGGAGGUGGAGACGAUACAUACCUGUUCUGUAACGUCCCAGAACACCAUGACCUGGAGGAUUAUAUAGCAGAACUUCAGGAAAAACUCAAAAGACUCAAAGCAAAAGCUGCCCGGGAGGAAGAAUUACAAAGACAGGCAGAAGAGGAUGAUGAGAACAGAUUGAUACGCAGACUACGAGGGGAGUUGGAGCAAAGAAGAGAUGAGCUUGAAGGAUUGGAUUUAGCCAUUGACAAACAGAAGAAAUGUUUGAAAGAUUUAAAGAGAGAGGAGAAAUUCCUGGAACAUGAAAGAAUAGCAGCAAGGGAUGAACUGCAAUUUAUGAGACAUCACAAUGCAAAGGAGAAUAGGAAAAGGCAAUUACGAGCCAAUGUGUUUGAUGAAUCUUUCACGGAGGAAGAACAUAUUGGCAUGGCUGGAAGUCGAAGGAAGUUCUUAAGAAAUGAAAUAGACGCACUAGAGCGAACCUUGGCCAAGCGGCGGAGUCAGUUACAAGACGCAGACAAACUCCUACGUGUUUGUAACUCCGAUCUGGAGGAUGCUAAAGAAGAGGCAAGACAGACUGUACAAAAGUUUGAUUUGGCAACAGAGAGUUUACAGAAUACAGUGAAGGAGACAGGGGAACUGGAGAAGCGAGCCAAUCAGGCCGGGGUAGAGCUCAUCAAGGCCUCGGACACGCUCAGUGCAAUAAGGGCAGAGGUCAAGGAUGCCGAGCGAAAACGAGCAAAACAAGAGAGACUGUUAAGAGACAUCAACCAGGUCACUGCCAAAAAAGAUGCAGAGUACAAAGACCUAGAAAGUCGAAUAAGGAGUGCUACUCAAAACUUACACAAACUUCAUGCUGAGCUCGCUGCAGCAUCUGCCAGAGAGAAAGAAACCGUGUCAGCAUUAAAUGACGCAGAGGAAGUUCUGACCAAACGUCGAGCUGAUAUUGCAAGAAUGCGCGACCAGAUUGACCAACAGAAGCAGGAGUUAGAAAAACUGGACCAGAAGAUGGGAAAAAAGAGAACAGAAUUCAAGAUACUCCAAGAAUCACUGGAGAAAAAAUCCACAGAGCUUACGUCAAUGCUAAGGGACGCUGAGGCCGAAUGUGUGUCCAGGCAAAGGGAGGCUAGGGAUCUCAAAGACAAAGUGAAUGAACUGGAGAUGCAGAAAAAUGAACUGUUACAAACUCUGAAAAUCAAACGAGGUGAACUCCAUAAACGCAAGGAGGAAGUGGAGACCGAGGAUGAAGUGCUACAAAAACUGAUCAAUUCUGUGAACAAAAACAAGUCUGAACUGCAGCAUGUGUUUGAAAUGCAAAAGAUUGAAAAACAUGAAUUGGACAGUUUAAAAUCGCAGCAUGCACAGAAAUUGGCAGAACUAGAGAAAACUCAGAGAGAAUUGCUGGCAGAGAGAUCGCAGUUAGACCAAUUGUGCGCUGAGACAAGUCGGAAAUCUGCCGAGGUCGACCGAUUACGACAGGCACUGGACCGUGACAGACAGGAAGUGGAGAGACUGGCCCUAGAGAAGCAGUCGCUGGAAGACCGCCUUACUGCCAUGUCACGAGAGAAAGACAUGAUGGAUGAGAGCACCAAGAAUAUGGACAACAAAAUCAACCAAAUGAGGAGAACACAGAGGUCUGUAGAAGAAAAGUUAGACUCCUCCACCAAGAGAUUUGAGAGUGUGGAGCUGGAGCUCAGACACAGGGAGAAAGAACUGGAGGAGGCCAACCAUCAGAGAGCUCAGCUACAGAAGGAGGUCCACGCCCUCAAAACUACAGUCAAAGACUGCAAGAGUGAACUAAAGACAUUGAAAGAUCACAUCAGAGAUUCAGAAGAUCAGCGAAAAAGUUUGGACCAAGAUUUAAAAGACAUUUAUCUUAAGAGAGAUGAAGCCAAGUUAGAGUACGAGCGCUUAAAUGAAGGAAUUCGUCAAAGCAGGGUAGCACAUGAUGAUUACAUGCGACAGGAAAAGGUCAAACAGUCCGAGUUACAGGAACUCUUGAAAAAUGUGAAUGAUAAAUCUAUAGAAUACCAAGAAGCAAAAAUGGCACUUAAUAAAGUAAGAAAGGAAGUCGAGCGGGAAGAAAGCAAACUUAACAAGUUGGUCAGUAAUGCUAAUUUAGAAUUAGAGAACAUUCGCUCAGAUCUGAAAUCCAAGCAGUUAGAGUUGGAACAAGCCACUUACUCCGUCCAUAACCUAAAGAAAGAGUCAGAGAAAUUGCAUGCCAGUGAAGAAAAGUUUAUGGAUUUAGACAAACAAAUCAAAAGUUUGGAGAAAGAAAUAUUGGACAGAAAUGAGGAGAAGAAUGAGUUGGCCAAAGCAUUAUCUAGGUCAUACGAAGAACUGCAGAAAGCCCGCACUGCCUCUGCACAGGAACAGGAACGAAUGACAAGAGAGCGUUUAGAACUUGAAAAUGCUCUCCAUGACAUUCAGACCCAGCUAGAACAAGCGAAACAGGAGAUGAAACAGAUGCAGAAUCGGACGUCGCAUCAGGUGACAGAACUGCAGAAUUUGGCAGAAAUCCAAUUCAGUCGGGCCAAUCGACUGGGUGACGAACUUAAUAAAAUACGCAAAGACAACAAAGAAAUGAGAAGAAAGCUACUAACGAAGAAUCAGUUGAACGAAAUUGAGAAAGAAAAUGAGGAUUGUUUCAAUUCAAAUCUUGUCGAUGACGACAAUGACAAGUCGGACGGUGAACUUCAGCACCCAGACGUUAUAGACCGGCACCUCGCCAACCUCCAGUACACUGCCCUGCCACAAGCUGAGGUGAUGUCCGAUAACAAGGAGAAUAUUAACAUAGAAGGAGGGGGGUCUGGCAAGGACAGCAUAAAGGGGAAAAUGACGGAGGAACAGGAUCUCCUCAGGCAUCAAUUACAAGAGCAGAUGAGGAGACAUGCGGAAGCCAUGGAGCAUGCUCGGCUCCAGUCAGAGGGGACAAUAGAGAGCCUGAGACAGAAGAUGAAUGCUCUGCAGGACGUGCUGGUCUCCACGGGGGAGGACUCCAACACCAGACUCUCCCUGAUCAGGAAAAGAUCGCGGUCCUCCUCCCCUGGCAAAUCUCUACUGGACACCACCAUUAGGGGUAGGCAAAGAUCUAAAAGCCCCAUAUCAGGACGAAGUUACCUAGCACAGCGACCUAGGUCAAGGUCCGGGUCAUACGAAAGGUCCCUAUUUCCAGAGAGAGAUCUUCCAUGAGGUGAAGAACAACAGAAAAAUGGAAUACUGUUAAAAACUCUGUACAACUUUUCCAAGUUGGUGGGUCCAGUUGAACUGUGAUGUUUCUACAAUAGUCCUAACAAGUCUGUUGAACAUUCCUGUCCAAAGCUAUAUGUGAUUACAAUUUACAACAACAUGUAGUAUUGUAUAUAAUUAAUUUUAUUAUUUUUUUUGAAUAAAAUAUAUUUUUAAUUAGGUAGGUCCUAUGUUUGUCUUUACAGUUUUCAAUUUAUUCUCUUUUUUUUUACAUGCAUAAAGAUUUUUGUACAAAAUCUUGUAUAUUCCAGUCCAUCCAGAAAUUAUCCAUUCCUUAAAAA